AUGAAUAAACUGAAUUUGUUAUGGAGUAAAGCGCGUCAGCGGUUAACAGAAACAAAACUGAAAUCAUUGUACAGCGAUCUGAUGAUACAAGAUAAAGAAGAGUUAAUACAGAAAAGAUUAAAUAGUGAGGGUGGUGACAAAGAGGGAUUGAAAGAGGCGGAACUACGGCGUAAGCUUACCAAUAUCAUGUCAGCCUAUGGAUUGUUACACCACUUUGAUCCAGAUGCACCCAAACAGAAAGAACAUCCAGCGUAUAAUUCUGCAACUGAUGACUACAUAAACAAAAGUAUAUUCAAGGACAAGAAACUGAACUAUUUGUGGUCAAAGGCGGAGAAUUCAGGAUUUACACAUGAAGAGCUGAUAGCAUUGAGAGAAGAGUUCUCUCAUCAUCAGGAGAAAAUAGACCAGUACUAUGACUUGUUUGAUGAUAACUCUGGCAAGGAUGAUGGGUUCAAAAAUGUCAUAAACGAAGAUGAGUUGGACAAGUUCAAUGAAAUCAGUGAGCACACCAAUGAAAUGACAAAGGACUUCAUAGGUAAAGCUAAUGCGAUCAGAGAGAAGCACAGAGAUCUCCGGGAUGGAUAUGACAAGCUGCAAAGAGUUAUUGCCAAAGGACCCAACAACAGAGAGUUCAUAGAACCCAAGGUCCAAGGAUUGUGGAAAAUUGCUGUAGCUGCGAACUUCACUGUAGAUGAACUUGCUUCUUUAAAGGUGGAACUACAGCACUACGAGUCGCGGCUGCUGAAGCUUCGCCACUUACGAGCGGACCAUGUAAGCAAUCGUGAAAAGCAUAAGAGCAAGGUAGCAGCAGCUGGAGACAAGAUCAACCAUUUUGAAGAGCAAGAACAAAUGAUCAAGAAACAUUCUAGAAAGGUAGAGAAAAUGCACAGCGACCUAGAGAGCAGAAUAUUAGAGCGUCAUACAGAGCUAUAA
This is a messenger RNA of Arctia plantaginis, 933 nucleotides long. The record is from the annotation of a GenBank genome assembly. NCBI's taxonomy places the organism in Eukaryota, Metazoa, Arthropoda, Insecta, Lepidoptera, Erebidae.